GAGAUUAAAGAUUCUCACUAAAGCCGGCUUAAUAAACAUAAAUUCAACUAUUCACUUAAAUAUUUUUCAUUCAUAUACAUAAUAAGAUUAAUUAAUAAUGUCAUUCGGUAAGUUAGCAUGGUUUACUACGUCAAGGGGUCAAUUUUACAUGAAAAUUGCAGCUACUGGAACUGCAUUUGGAAUUUUUAGCAUUCAAUAUUUACCUCACACUUUCUUACUUAAUCAUUAUCGUGAUUUUGUUGGUUUACGUAGGAAUGGAAAACCAUACCCUCUGACUGCUGAAUUAAAAAAUACAUUUGACAAAGUACUAGAUGAUAUAAAAGUACCCGCAUUUAGUAGAAAGUUUCUGGAACCGUUUAUGGUUUAUGGUUACGAUGUUUGGCAUGCAGGAUCAAUUUAUGGUUAUUGUGGAGCUAAAAUUGGCUUACCAAUUAAUUAUACUUAUAAGAAACCUGGAGAAAUCGAUAAAAGUGGUAUUAUCAUCAAUGAUGAGUUUGUUAAUUGGAACCGUAAAGAGGCACGCAGUUUACUUGAAGCUCUUAUUUUACCGGAAAAUGCUAAAAAGUUCGCCAUUGCAAGAGAAAUUUUCAUGGUUGAUAACCAUAAUGCAAUAAUUCAACCACUUAUAAGUUGUUUUUUGUUCUUCACGUAUUAUAUAUUAACAUCAUCCAUCAAUGAACGUAUGCAAUUAUUUGAUAAACCUCGACAGCUCCGUUACUUCAUAUAUGGUGCAUUAGGACUUUUUAUGUGGGGAAUUUGGGCAAUGCAAAAAGAUGUGAUGACAAGGUAUUAUGAAUAUGAUGCAGAUGAACGAGCAUCUAAAUUAGGAAUUGAAUAUACAAAAGGAGGUCUUGAGUUUUACAGUAAAGUUAUUCAAAGAAAUAUUGCAUUACGAGAAUUAGGAGGAUCGAAUGGAGCAAAAACAUACACAAAAGGUGGAAAUGAUACUAUUACAUUUAGAGAAAAACAUAUUCCUAAUACUAGUAGGAAACAAUUCUUUGAACAGGCAUUAAAAGAUCAUGAAACAGGAAACGUAAGUGAUACUGAAGCUGAACUAGCAAUAGCAUAAAAUUUUCUUGGUUUCAACAAAUCACUGUAAAUAAUUUUACUUUCAUUGUAAAAAUGAAAUUUAUUAACAAUUAUUUCGGAUUGUUACGUAAUUUUUUGUUAGUUUACGAUA
Messenger RNA from Chelonus insularis, 1180 nucleotides. Its product is annotated as transmembrane protein 177. The coding region runs from base 98 to 1069 and encodes 323 amino acids. Lineage: Eukaryota; Metazoa; Arthropoda; Insecta; Hymenoptera; Braconidae. The transcript has 2 exons. The record is from RefSeq and is a predicted model, not a curated record. Gene Ontology annotation, cellular component: membrane.